This is a messenger RNA of Fraxinus pennsylvanica, 696 nucleotides long. The record is from the annotation of a GenBank genome assembly. Lineage: Eukaryota; Viridiplantae; Streptophyta; Magnoliopsida; Lamiales; Oleaceae.
AUGCCGAAAAAGAUGGGAAUUAACAGCAAAGCGGAGGAAGCUAGGGCUCGGAGGACCGCCUCUGAAGCCGAGCGUAAGGAUCGCGAAAGCCGAGAGAAGGAAGAUCAGUACUGGCGCGAAGCCGAAGGGGCUAAGUCACGCGCCGCCAAGAAGCGCGAGGAGGAGGCUGAUAAGAAAGCUGAGAUUGCUGCUAAAAAGGCCGAGGCGCGUCGCUUGGCUGAACAGGAACAGAAGGAGCUCGAGAAGAGCAUGAAAAAGGCUGAUAAAAAGGCGAACCGAGUGUCAAUCCCCGUGCCGAAGGUGACGGAGGCGGAGCUGCAACGGCGGAGGGAGCAGGAUCAGGCGGCUAUGCAGAAGCGGAUCGAGGAGGAGAAGCGUAAGCAGAGCCGGACCGCUGCCGAGGAAGAGUAUGAAAGGAUGGUGCUUGUUGAGAACACAAAUCGCGAUGACUCAAUUAUCGAGGCCAGGACGGUGGAAGAUGCGAUUGCACAGAUGGCAGUUACGGAUAAUUUGCCUCCUGAUAGGCACCCGGAGAGGCGGCUCAAGGCUUCUUUUAAGGCUUUUGAAGAAGCUGAGCUUCCAAGUUUGAAGGAAGAGAAGCCAGGUCUUACACACACACAAUACAAAGAUUUGAUUUGGAAGCUGUGGAAGAAAUCUCCUGACAACCCACUUAACCAGGUUGCUGAUAAGUCGUGA